UCCAACCGCACGUGUCUUCACAACAAGUUUUAUUUACAAAAUAAACAUGUUACGAAACAAAAACUACAUAUAUGGACCGACGGAUAUAGACGUCCCUUCACAUUUACAUUUAGGGCAUUAUAUGUUGGAUAGAUUGAUGGAAUUCGAGAGUGGAAAAAUCAUAAAUGGACAAACCGACGAAACAACAACCCUAGGUCAGCUGGCCCAGCACUCUAUGAAUCUAGCCGUCUCGCUCACACACAUGGGCAUUAGAAAGGGAGAUGUGAUAGGGUUGUGCUCAGAGAAUCGCAUUGAGUUUUGGAGUUCUGUUAUAGGCACUGUACUUUCAGGGGCCGCAUUGACUGCUAUUAAUAUGAAUUAUACAAAAGGCGAAAUCACCCACGUGCUCUCCAUAUCAAAACCAAAAUUCAUCAUCUGCUCCGAAACAGCAUAUAAAACUCAUGAAAAAACCUUCAAAUCUUUGCGACACAUACAAAAAAUCAUAACCUACGGUGACAAUAAAGAGGUGUCCUACCACGAGUUGAUAUCCAAGAAUGUGAAGUUUGAUGACUUCGUGGCCACUGAAGUGAGAGGGCAAGAUGAUUUGGCGUUCAUUCUGUACUCUUCUGGAACUACUGGGUUGCCGAAAGGGGUGAUGUUGACGCAUUUGAAUUGUUUGAAUACUUUUUGCCAUCUUUUCAGUCCCCGAGUGGAGGUCCCAUUCGAGCCCAUAGUGCUGACGGUGAACCCGUGGUUCCACGCUAUGGGGCUCAUGGGGGGGCUCAUGGGGUUCUCACACGGGAGAACUACCGUGUUCCUGCCAAGGUUCCAGAUGGACCUGUACUUGAGAACCAUUGAGAAGUAUAAGGUGACAGUAGCGCAAGUGGUGCCCCCUAUACUGGUGGCGUUGACGAAGACAGAGAUCAAGUACGACGUCAGCUCAGUCAUGAUAGUUUACUGCGGGGCGGCGCCACUGGGGAGUGAAGUUAGCAACGCUAUACAGAAGAUCUUCCCAAACGCAAUGCCAGUUCUCCAAGCGUACGGCAUGACGGAAUGUACGCUGGCCAUCACCAGAAACGUCAACAUCUUCCAAGCCAUACCGGGGUGUGUGGGCGAAGCUACCUACACUGUCGUCAUUAAGGUCAUAGACACAGAAACCAAGCAGCCUCUAGGACCUCACAAGCCAGGCGAGGUCUGCGUCAAAGGUGGAGUCGUCAUGAAAGGUUACGUGGGCAAAGACAGGCGAGAAGAUUUCGAUGAGGAAGGAUUCUUCAGGACUGGAGAUGUCGCGUACUAUGAUGAUGAGGGGAACUUUUACAUUGUGGAUCGGUUGAAGGAGCUUAUUAAAUAUAUGGGAUUUCAGGUGGCUCCAGCAGAAAUUGAGGCCGUUCUCCUGCAGCACCCAGCAGUUCGUGACGCAGGUGUAGUGGGGGUCCCCGAAGCGCAGGCGGGAGAGGUACCGCGAGCGUUCGUUGCUCUGCAACCUGGUGCUGAAGCAGCUGUUGAGGAGUUGCAGGCUUUUGUUGCUGAGAGGCUCUCCAAGCCGAAGCACCUGCGAGGCGGGGUGCGAUUCGUACCAGAUAUCCCCAAGAACCCGAGCGGCAAGAUCAUGCGUAAAGAGUUGCGCAAGCUAGCUCAGGAGAAGAGCAAACUUUAGGAGGCUUAGCGUAUGGCCUGAGUGGACGCUUGGAGCGAAGCGUUCGGCGGAGCGAGCAGCGGGGCGGGCGAGUUGCGUCCACCCUAGGUACCGUCCACCCCCAGGCGGCGCGGCGCACGCCGAUCGACGCGUCGCCUGGGGCGCGCCAAGCGACGUCCCUUGCGCGUCCUUCCUAUACAAAAUGUACUGAGGAGACGUUUUUUAAAUUACAUUCAGGCGGC
Leguminivora glycinivorella is the source of this 1857-nucleotide messenger RNA. Its product is annotated as 4-coumarate--CoA ligase 1-like. The transcript is spliced from 9 exons. Gene Ontology annotation, biological process: fatty-acyl-CoA biosynthetic process; long-chain fatty acid metabolic process. Lineage: Eukaryota; Metazoa; Arthropoda; Insecta; Lepidoptera; Tortricidae. Gene Ontology annotation, molecular function: long-chain fatty acid-CoA ligase activity. The record is from RefSeq and is a predicted model, not a curated record. Bases 47 to 1636 code for a protein of 529 amino acids.